CCCAGUUUAGAUAGUAAUAAAGAAAAGUUGUCUCUGCUGUCCGUCCUUAUGUCUGUCCGUUCGUUUGUCGCCAUGCUUUAUAUAAUUAACCACUAUACCUAGACAACUUAAAUUUCAGAGAUGAUAUUUUUCUGAUGCCGCUAGAAUAUAUCAAAUAUUUGACACACAACCAAUUUAUUUAUUUUUAGCUUAAUUGUACCGAAUUUUACAAGGUCUGGAAGAAAUAACGAACAAAGAAAUUAUAUUUUGGGUGUGGCAAGUCUUGAAAUUCAGAAGUUGACUUUGACAAUGACAUUUAGAUUAGAAACUUGACAGAAUUAUUUUGUCAACAUAAUUUGUACCUAACAAUAACAAUGGAACUUAUCUAUCGAUUUUUCCUCUAUUGAUAAAUUCAAACUUUUGUUUCAUAAAUUAGAUGUUCUAAAUUAAAGUGUCCUUAGUAGGUCAAUGUUCGAAAUGGAAUCCGUUUUGAAUUUGAACGAUGUUUUUUGCAAUCACUAUUUUUUAGUUGGUGCUGUGUUUCUGGUUUAUUUAUUAUAUCGAAUUCUGCAUUCUGUUUUUUCUGAUAAUAAUUAUAUGCGGACAAGGUAUAGGACAAGAGGACACACUUGGAGAAGUAUUCAGUGCAACAAAUCAGUACCGUACAACAUUUAUUGCACAAAUUGUAGUAAACUCAUGUUACCCAUAGUAGGAUUGUUCUGUGAGUGUUGUGCUGUGAGUGCCUGCAAGAGAUGCCACAGGGCAAUAGACAAAAGAAUGAGGUGCAAACCAAUCACAUGGCCUGGAGACAAACCUUUUUACCAUCAUUGGGUCCAUGUUGCAACAGUUCCAAGCGAGAAUGUGGACCAGAAUGAUGAAGGUUUCAAGAAAUACUUCUGUGCAUGGUGUCAGAGAAUGAAGCUCUGGACAACAUCUGUAACAUUAGAUGAUGAGCAAUGUGACUUUCAAAAGUACCGGAACAUAAUAAUACCUCCUGCAUGUGUUCAGUUAGAAAAGGGAGUAGUUUCUAACAUAAAGCAUCCAGGGGACAAUGACUGGGAACCAUUUAUUAUUUUGGCUAACCCCAAGUCUGGAAGUAAUAGGAGUGAUGAAGUGCUGUCCUUAUUUAGAGGCUUACUUAAUCCCAUUCAAGUAGUGGAUAUUAGUUCGACAUCUCCCGAAAGUGUUGUGCGAUGGCUGCCUUCAAGAUGUCGGAUCCUCGUUGCCGGCGGAGACGGUACCGUGGCCUGGGUUAUGAACUCUUUAUUUUCAUCACCACAAGUCAAGGCAGCUGUUGCGAUUUUGCCCAUGGGGACCGGAAAUGAUCUGUCUCGCGUCCUCGGCUGGGGCGCUGGUGGACACUCAAAUUUGGAUGCGCACAAUAUCAUAAAUGCUGUGAAACAAGCCAAUCACCAGCCCCUUGACAGAUGGAAGGUAACAAUCAAGCCGAAACGAAGUCGUCUCGGUCGCUUGCGGCAACAGCGCGUGCUGUACGCGUACAACUACGCGAGCAUCGGCGUCGACGCACAAGUGGCGCUGGACUUCCAUCACGCGAGGGCCCAGUUCCUCUAUAGAUACGCUAGUCGGACGCUCAACUACAUGGCGUACGCGUUCCUGGGCGUGGGCCGCGCGCUGGACGACGGCGGCUGCGGCGGGCUGGAGCGGCGCCUGUGCGUGUGGCUGGGCGCGGCGCGCGAGCCGCUGCCGCUGCCGCCGCUGCAGGCGCUCGUCGCGCUCAACAUCCCCUCCUGGGGCGCCGGCGUCGACCUCUGGAGUAUGGGGAAUGAAGAGGACGUAGCGGAACAGAGUAUAAACGAUGGGAAACUAGAGGUCGUUGGAAUAUCGUCGUCUUUCCAUAUUGCAAGAUUGCAAUGUGGUUUGGCAGAGCCGUACCGAUUCGCGCAGGCUUCUAGUCUUAAGAUUGAAUUGGAGGGGUCAUGCGCUAUGCAGGUGGAUGGUGAGCCUUGGAUGCAAGGCCCGGCUACGAUAUUCAUCGAGCCCGCAGGCCAGAGUCUCAUGCUUCGAGCAAACUCCAAAAUUCGGAGGUUUAAUGAUUAAUAUUAAAAUUAAGGACACACCCAGUAUUUUGAAACUAGAACCUCAUUUGGCUAAACGUAUUUAAAAGAUAACUGUGAAAGUGGUAGUUUAGUACUUAUUCGUAAUUUAAAUUACAACCCACCUCUAAUUUUAGUGCCAAUUACGAUGGAUUCGUUAUUAUGUGUUUGUUAAACAAGAUAUAAAUUAAAUUAUGACAUAUUUAAA
Messenger RNA from Trichoplusia ni (cabbage looper), 2241 nucleotides. It is a transcript of the gene Dgkepsilon, whose product is annotated as diacylglycerol kinase epsilon. The record is from RefSeq and is a predicted model, not a curated record. Bases 448 to 2037 code for a protein of 529 amino acids. NCBI's taxonomy places the organism in Eukaryota, Metazoa, Arthropoda, Insecta, Lepidoptera, Noctuidae. Gene Ontology annotation, molecular function: ATP-dependent diacylglycerol kinase activity. The transcript is spliced from 12 exons.